AUGAUGUCCUCACAUAAUACGGUAGCUGCCGAAAGUCCGAUCUUCUCAGAUACUACUAAAUAUUCCUCAGACGUUGAGCAUGGUAAUCAGAUAUCAACAAAGUCACAGAGUGAAGGUUUCGGCAAACGGCGAUCAGUUGCCUGUAAAGCGUGCCAUGCUCUAAAAGUGAAAUGUGUUCCUGGUGAUCCGAAGAAUCAACUGGGUACUUGUGUUCGGUGUCGCAAGGCAAAUAGAAUCUGCGAAUUUGAUCUGACACAGUCCAGGAAAAAGAGGAAGCCUUCGGGACCAGGUGGCUCCAUUUCCAAAGUUCGGCUUUUAGAAUCCAAAUUGACGGAACUGCAGGACCUCUUAGAAUCAAAAAACAAAACUAUUGAUCAACAAGCCAAAACUAUUGCCGAACAACAACAUAUGAUGAUGAGUCCAGCUGUUUUGAACGAUGAUUCUCAGCAUCAGGUUUUGCACUCUCCACAGUCAUCGGUCAACCCCAAUUCACAAUCAUACAGAACAACUGACAAGUUUGAAACAUUGUCUCCUGCUCAGCGAUUUGAAAAGGAGAUCAAGUUUCUUGAGAGUGUUUCAAAAGAGCAAUCCUUGUGUUCUACUUCUGCCAUAGUCGAUAUUUCUGAGCAAAGAAUUCGAAUGUGUAAGGAAAAGUUGAACUAUCGUGAAAACGACAUCAUUACUAGAGGCUUGUUAACAGAAGAACAGUGUGCUAGGCUGUUUCAGAUGUUCUUGGACAAAAUACUUCCGAAAAGUCCCAUUUUGCAAAUGCCUAGAGAUACCACUCUUGCAUCAAUGCGACAGAAGAAACCGCUUCUGCUUUUAUCUUGUGUUUAUGUUGCCACAAUAUUGGAUGAAGAGCCAUGUUACCUACCAUUUGAGCUACAGUUGCGUAUCGAAACGCUGGUGUUUGAAACUCUAAUUGGUGAAAUCCUUUUGAUAGGAGAAAAAAGUCUCGAGCUACUAAAGUCUUUAUUACUCUUGUGCAUAUGGUAUAUUCCCCCGGAACUAUUUCAACAUAGAAGAUAUCACAUGAUAAAUUGUCUUUGCGUCUCGAUGUUACACGAUUUGGGUAUGACUGGGAGGCCUUAUUUCUUUUAUAGUAAAGAAGAAGGAGCUGUGAAGAAAAAAGCCGCUUGUGCUUUCGAAGAUCCUGAAGAUCUAGAGAGCAAGAGUUUGUUGUUAUUGACAUAUUUCAAUUCCGUGUCAAUCUCAUUAUUUCUUAGAAAAAGGUUGCCAGUGCAAUGGACUGAAUAUUGUGAUCAAUAUUGUAUUGAUUUGGAGGCAACAAAGGAGCCGCGCUACAUCAUGGUUUCUAUUUAUUCUAGACUCAACUGCAUUCUCGAGAAAAUACACUACGGGGUCCAUUCGAGUGUCGAACAACCAACGGGUAUAGAAUUAGCUUACGGAAUGAACAAGUACAUUACAGAAGAGAUCCGGAAAAAACUUAAUACACUCAAGGGAAAGAUCAUUGAUUUCACGAAAGAUGAUGAACAAUCUUUUCAUUCAAUGAUGUCAUACUUUUUUUCUGUCCAGGCGUACCUUUAUGAGCCAGCAUUGCAGGCUAUGUUCAGCUCAAAUAUGGCAGAAUUAGGAUCUGUGAAAUUACCAGAUUAUUUGGCAGAAGCGAUUGAGUGCUCUACGGAAUCGUGUGUUUUAGCACUCAAACACUUUUUGCACCUGAAGGAAGAAUCUAUCACAGUGGAACCAUUCUUUCACUCAUCACGUAUAAUCUUUACCGCAGGUAUGUUGUUGAGAAUUCGCUAUCUGAGCAUCAGUAUUCCAGUUUUGAGUCAGUAUGGUUGCAUGACAGAGGACACGAUGAAUGUCGUCAAAAGUUUAGCCUCGUUAGUUUAUCGGACGUCUUUGAAAUACCCUAGGAAUCAUUAUCUGAAUAAAAUGCGAUUGGUUUUAUCUUUGUUCACACAGACAUUUCUAUCGCAAUGCCAAUCUGCGUACAAAACAUUGCUGCACAAUAGGCUACCGUCAGAACUGGGUCAAAAAUCUGGUGUCAAAUCCACACAGCAUGCAUUCGUAAGUCCCUUCACCAAUUCUCAUUACCCUCCUGAUAAUUCUCCCAACGUCCCACACGAAAUGAGCUACAUUUCCACCGCUACUCUCCCCAAAGAGAAAGUCAACACAUACAACCAAAAUGGAAAUUCUGGCGCAUCGUUGGAAUACGCCCCUGAUGGCACAGCCGCAUCUUUAGCAGGAACAACUACGCAAUUAACCAACCCCCAGUUCCGACAAAAUCUUCCGUCUCCAGUGAUAGGAUCGCAGGAAGUACUGUCCCCACACAUACAACCGGCGCUAAAUUACUCUACUAGUGAAGAUAGCAUGGCAGAGAAUCUGGAGUAUCAAUAUUGGGCUCUGAACGACGAGUUCUGGAGUACACUAUUUGUCAAUAUUGAUGGAAGAAGUAACGAGCAAGAUUUAAACAAUUUUUACAUGAAUGAAUCCCUGAACAAACUCUAA
Ogataea haglerorum is the source of this 2475-nucleotide messenger RNA. RefSeq lists its product as uncharacterized. Gene Ontology annotation, molecular function: transcription cis-regulatory region binding; DNA-binding transcription factor activity, RNA polymerase II-specific; zinc ion binding. Lineage: Eukaryota; Fungi; Ascomycota; Pichiomycetes; Pichiales; Pichiaceae. Bases 1 to 2475 code for a protein of 824 amino acids. Gene Ontology annotation, biological process: regulation of DNA-templated transcription. Gene Ontology annotation, cellular component: nucleus. The record is from RefSeq and is a predicted model, not a curated record. The transcript has a single exon.